GGGACUUUAAAGCGGCGUGACUGGAUCUGGACCUCGUCGCUGUCCCCACAACAGCCGCAGCCUUCCUCCCUCGGUCAGUCCACACCGCUGCAGCCAUGGCAGGCGUCUGAGAUGUGCCUGCCAUGCUGCAAUACCCCAUGUCAAGUGCCACAUGACAAGGUUUCAGGUCUUCACCAAAAUACAAUCACGAGUGGCGUGCGCACUGGCCAAUAGCGUGGGAAGGACUUGGCUCUGCGAACCAAUCAGUCAUGAUCCCCGCCGCGGCCUGCGGUGUGGCUCGGUGCGUAAGUGUCAGCCUCGGCCUGCCUUGCUUGGCUCUGGCUGGGAAGGACACAAGGCGGGGAGGGAAUGGUGUAGGAGACGAGAAGCCGCGUAACCGAAGCCAGCCCCGAGGGAAUGUAAAAGUUUAGGACCGAAAAAUCAUCCACAAGACGCCGUGUCUGCGUGCCUCGAGACUUAGCACGUCACCUGGUUUCUCAUGGAAGCAGAUGGAUUUGUGAGGAGGCGUCGGAUGACAGCGGAGACUACAGGCGGUGAUCCCGGGGUUGCUGGUGCCUCUGCAGGCGCAGAAGUUCGAUGGCUGGGGGGCAGAUUCUGGGGAGUUUCGGAAAGUAUCGUGGGAAGCCUGACACCCCGGAUCGGAGGAGAGACAGAACUACAGACUGUUGAUUUUAUCCGUAGCGCACAAGAUGCAGAAACAGAGGACUCUGAACCAGACUAUGAGGGUUUGCCACAGGGAGCUUCCACUAGCACCCACAUGUUGGCUGGAGCCGUGGCCGGGAUCAUGGAGCACUGCCUCAUGUUCCCCAUCGACUGUGUCAAGACACGAAUGCAGAGCCUCCAGCCCGACCCCGCAGCCCGCUACAGGAACGUAAUGGAUGCUCUUCGCCGAAUUGUAACCACAGAGGGAGUCUGGCGGCCAAUGAGAGGGCUCAAUGCGACAGCAGUCGGGGCAGGACCUGCCCAUGCCCUCUAUUUUGCCAGCUAUGAGAAACUCAAAAAGACUCUAAGUGAUGUCAUUCACCCAGGGGCUAACAGUCAUUUGGCUAAUGGAGCAGCUGGGUGUGUGGCCACACUGCUUCAUGAUGCAGCCAUGAACCCAGCUGAAGUUGUGAAGCAGCGCAUGCAGAUGUAUAAUUCGCCCUACCGUGGCGUGUUGGACUGUGUACGCGCCAUAUGGCAGAAAGAGGGCCCUGCUGCAUUCUAUCGCAGCUACACCACCCAGCUCACCAUGAACGUGCCCUUCCAGGCGCUCCACUUCAUGACCUAUGAGUACCUUCAGGAGUUGCUCAACCCCCGCAGACAGUACAAUCCCUCGUCCCACAUGUUGUCCGGAGCUUUGGCCGGAGCCAUCGCAGCUGCAGCCACCACACCUCUAGACGUCUGCAAGACCCUGCUCAACACCCAGGAGUCCCUAACCCUCAGCUCCCUGUCUUCUGGCCAAGGCCCCGGCCAAGGCCAAGGAGCCCACAGACACAUCACAGGCCUGGCCCAUGCCUUCCGGACAGUUUACAGGCUGGGUGGCCUGCAGGGCUUCUUCAAGGGGGUCCAGGCAAGGGUCAUCUACCAGAUGCCCUCCACGGCCAUCAGCUGGUCGGUGUACGAGUUCUUCAAGUAUGGACUCACCAAGCACCAGCACAACAAGAGGAGAAAGCAGCACAUGGAGGCUGAGAUGUAGAUAUCUCCUUGAUUUAGUCUCCUCUAAUAAUGCUGUGCCCUCCCUGUGAGGAGAAGAUGAAGUCAAUACGCACAUAGAAUCUGACUAAAAUCCACCUCAGAUGCCCCAUCCCUUUCAGACAUAGCAGAUAAGACAUCUUCAAAGACAGCUCGAGUAGUUAUAUUUCGGCUACACUUUUUCAAGACUAGGUAUGGUUUGAGUUACGUUGUUUCUCUCUUCUAGGAAAAAGCAUUUACAAAGUGUUAUAGAACUAGUUUAAUCUGGAGACCUUUUUUAAGCCAUGCUGGUGGCCACUACAUUUUCCAAGCUUAGGAUAAAUUUGAGGAACGCACAAGUUUUCAGUUGGAAAGGUAGUCAGCAGAGGGCAGUAGUGUUUCUUUGUUAAUUCUUGUAGUUUCAUAAGCUUUGCUGUCAUAGGACCAGAUUUUUAUUUUCACCCAUUCAAACU
Messenger RNA from Xiphias gladius (swordfish), 2126 nucleotides. It is a transcript of the gene slc25a28, whose product is annotated as solute carrier family 25 member 28. The coding region runs from base 479 to 1678 and encodes 399 amino acids. Gene Ontology annotation, biological process: iron import into the mitochondrion. Gene Ontology annotation, molecular function: ferrous iron transmembrane transporter activity. The transcript is spliced from 5 exons. Gene Ontology annotation, cellular component: mitochondrial membrane. NCBI's taxonomy places the organism in Eukaryota, Metazoa, Chordata, Actinopteri, Istiophoriformes, Xiphiidae. The record is from RefSeq and is a predicted model, not a curated record.